AUGGCCGCAAAUCAAGGCCCUUCAGACCAAAAGCUCGAGUUCUCCGAGCCAUUGGCCAUGACGAGGACAAGGACCACCCCCGCUGUCGCCAACAACGAGAAGGGGAAGAAGCCUACAAAUGAGAAGACCCUCGACAUUACGGAGCACUUGUUCCCCGUGGAAGAGAUCGCGGCCAGACACAAUGUCAGUAUCGACCUCCAAAAAUCAGGCAACAGCCAGGGUCUUACCACCGCUGCCGCCACUGAGCGCCUCGCUGAGAACGGCCCCAACAUCCUCUCGCCUCCCAAGCAGAUCUCGCCUUUCAUGAAGUUCUUCCACUGUUUGACUUCACUCUUCAACUUGCUGUUGAUUCUUGCCGGUGUCCUCAAUUAUAUCCUCUUGGCUGUCGAUCCCAAGGAAAACAAGGUCAAUACCUACCUCGGUGCUAUUCUUAUCAUUGUCGCUUUCCUCAAUGCUGCCAUCGAGUUCUACCAGGCCCAAAAGUCUGCCGCUGUCCUCCAAUCCUUCCUCGACCUUAUGCCCCAACAGUGCUAUGUUGUUCGCGAUGGCAAGUCCAUCCAGAUCCCCGCUAAGGAACUUGUUUUGGGCGAUGUUGUCUUCUCCCGCAUGGGUGAUAAGAUCCCUGCUGAUGUCAUGAUCUAUGCCUGCACCGACAUGAAGGUCGACAACUCGUCCCUUACCGGAGAGACCGACCCCCAGGACCGCGCUGUCGUCAACGAACACAAGAACCCUCUUGAAGCCCGCAACCUCGCCUUCAAUGGAUCCCUUGUCGUCAAUGGAGAGGGCUACGGUAUCGUCAUCAGAACUGGAGACAACACCGUCUUGGGUCAAAUCGCAGGAUUGACCUCAGGAGAGGACGCUGGAAAGUCGCCCCUGUCGCGUGAGAUCGACGACUUUGUCAAGAUUAUCGCCACCAUCGCCAUCUCCACCGCCAUUGUCUUCUUCCUCAUCGGUUACUUUGCUGUCUACAGCGGUCAGGGAAGCGCUGCUAUUUCCAACACCCUCAACUUUGCUAUCGGUGUCUUCGUCGCCUGGGUUCCCGAGGGUCUCCCCGCCACUGUCACCAUGUUACUCACCAUCGCCGCCAAGCGCAUGGCGUCUCAGAAUGUCUUGGUCAAGGAUCUCACUGGAGUCGAAACCCUUGGUGCUAUCACCCUCUUGGCCACAGACAAGACUGGAACAUUGACCCGCAACCAGAUGACUGUUACCAACAUUUGGUCGUCCCUGAAUCUGUACUCUGCCUUCCGUAGCGCAGCCAACGCUGGUGCUCCCUUCGAUGCCAGCUCGCCCGGUAUUCCCGAGGUUCUUACUAUCUCCUCGCUCUGUUCCCGCGCCAAGUUUGAUCGUACCGAUGUCCCCAUUGCUGAGCGUCAGGUUCUGGGAGAUGCCACCGAGUCUGGGUUGACCCGCUUCGCCGCCGCCAACAUUGGAAACUUUGACCAAUUGAACGACCUGUACCCCAAGGUCUUUGAGGUUCCCUUCAACUCUGAGAACAAGUGGGCCAUGACCAUUCAUGACAAGGAGCACGCCACUGGAAAGUACACCCUCUUGAUCAAGGGUGCCCCCGAACGUAUCUUGCGCAUCUGCAGCACUAUCCUGUUGAACGGCGAGUCUGUCCCCCUGACUGCUGAGCACUCCAAAGCCUACGACGAGAUGUAUGCCCUCAUGGCCUCCAAGGGUCACCGUGUCCUCGCUUUUGCCCAGAUGCUGCUACCCCGCGACCAGUACCCCGACGAUAUUGUCUUUGACAAGGAAAAGAAGAACUACCCCACCGCCGACCUCUGCUUCGUCGGUCUUGUCUCGCUCGAGGACCCCCCCAAGCACGGAGUCCGUGAAGCCAUUGGCCGCUGCCGUUCUGCUGGUAUCCGUGUUAUGAUGGUCACUGGUGACCACCCCUUGACUGCCGAGGCCAUUGGUCGCAAGAUCAACCUGAUCCUUUCCGAUACCAAGGAGAUGGUUGCCAAGCACCGCGGUUGCUCUAUUGACGAGGUCGGCGACGACGAGUACAACGCCGUUGUUAUCCACGGUGAACAGAUCGACUCGAUGACCGACUACGAUUGGGAUCUUAUCUUCUCCAAGCCCGAGAUCAUCUUUGCCCGUACCUCGCCCAAGCACAAGCUCCAGAUCGUCAAGCGCGCCCAGGCCAUGGGCCACAUUGUUGGUGUCACUGGUGACGGUGUUAACGAUUCCCCUGCUCUGAAGAAGGCCGAUCUCGGUAUUGCUAUGAAUAUUUCUGGAUCGGAUGUCUCCAAGGAGGCCGCCUCGAUGAUCUUGCUCGACGACAACUUUGCUUCGACUGUCCGCGGUAUCGAGGAGGGUCGCCUGAUCUUCACCAACCUCAAGAAGUCGAUCCAGUACACCAUUACUCACUCGAUGCCCGAGGUUAUCCCCAACUUGCUUUAUGUCAUUGCCUCGAUCCCUCUGCCCAUCUCUGCCAUGUUGAUUCUGGUUAUCGAUCUUGGGUUCGAGUUGAUUAUUUCCUUGACCUUCGCCUGGGACAAGCCCGAGUCCAACACCGGUUUGAUGCGCCUUCCUCCCCGCAAGCCCGUCACCACUGCCUCUGUCGAACGUCGCCGUCGUCUUGCCACCCGUGACUUGCCCUCCGUCUAUGAUGCCGAGUCUGGUGAGGAGGUCAAACCCUCUGUCUGGGCUUAUUUCCAGCACAACUUCAAGGCCUUGUUCACCGCUGUCUACUGGCGCGAGCGUUUCGAGUCGACCGAGGACGAGGUCUUGGUCGAUGCCGGUCUGUUGUCCUGGGCCUACCUUGAGGUGGGUAUCAUUGAGACCAUCGGUGCUUUGGUGUCCUUCUUUGUCGUCUUCUACCAGGAGCGCGGCAUCACUCCUGCUCAGGCCGUGCAAAUGCAAAAGGAUAACAAGUUCUCGUCCACCGGAACUGAGGAGGACAAGGAUAUCCUUGCCCAGGCCCAGUCGACCUUCUACCUCGGAAUUAUGAUCAUGCAGCUCUUCAACAUGUUCGCCUGCAAGACCCGCUACAGACUUCCCUUUGGAAAGUACAUGUUCUCGAACUUCCGGUCGUUCAUCGGUAUUGUCGUCGGUUGCGCCCUCGGUUUCUUCAUCGUCUACACUCCCGGUGUCCACGUCGUGUUCGGCACCAGCCCCAACACCAAGUUUAUCUACCUCUUGAUCCCUAUGGCCUUUGGUGUCUUUAUCAUCUUCUACGCCACCGCCCGCCAGUUGAUCCUCCGUCGUCUCCGCCCCACCAACUUGAACGACGAGAUCGUUGGCCUCAACAUGGUCCCCACCAUGAAGACUAUGUUCAGCCGGACGUUCAGCAGGACCAAGUCUAUCCAGCCCACCAACUAA
This is a messenger RNA of Linnemannia hyalina, 3324 nucleotides long. NCBI's taxonomy places the organism in Eukaryota, Fungi, Mortierellomycota, Mortierellomycetes, Mortierellales, Mortierellaceae. The record is from the annotation of a GenBank genome assembly.